AUGGUGUUUUCUGUCCUCCCCGCAGCUCUGAGAUUCAUGAACAAUUCAGCAACAAGCACUGUGAUGGAGUUCAUCCUUCUUGGCUUCCCUGGUAGUCAGGAGAUGCAACAUUUCCUCUUCUCAUUGUUCCUUGGAGUCUAUAUAUUUACCACGGUGGGAAAUGGGACCAUUGUCUGUGCUGUGAGGUUGGAUAAACGGCUCCAUACCCCAAUGUAUAUUCUCCUAGGAAACUUUGCUUUCCUUGAAAUCUGGUACAUCACUUCCACUGUACCAAAAAUGCUACUUAAUUUCCUCUCAGAGACAAAAACCAUCUCUUUUGUUGGCUGUUUCCUCCAGUUCUAUUUUUUUACUUCCCUGGGUACAACAGAAUCCUAUUUCCUCUGCAUCAUGGCAUAUGAUCGGUACCUUGCUAUUUGCUGCCCGCUGCAUUACCCAACCAUCAUGACCUCAAAACUCUGCUAUAUCUUGAUAGCUCUCUGCUGGACAUUAGGGUUCCUUAGUUACAGUGUCUCCACUGUGCAACUCUCUCAGUUGCCUUUCUGUGGGCCCAACAUCAUCGACCACUUUGUGUGUGAUAUAGAUCCACUGAUGGCUCUGUCCUGCGCCCCAGCUCCUAUCGCUGAGCUGGUCUUCUGUAUCCUGAGUUCCCUCAUCAUCAUCUCCACUCUUCUGUAUAUCCUGGGCUCCUAUACCCUUUUACUGAUCACUGUGUUGAAAGUCCCAUCUGCAGCUGGAUGGAGGAAGGCCUUUUCUACCUGUGGAUCACACCUGACAGUGGUGUGUUUAUUCUUUGGCGCUCUCUUGGUAAUGUAUGUGAGUCCAACAGCUGGUAAACCAGCCACGAUGCAAAAGACCAUGACUUUGUUUUAUUCUGUCGUGACUCCCUUCUUAAAUCCUUUGAUUUAUAGCUUAAGAAACAAGGAGAUGAAAAAAGCAUUAAGGAAGGUCCUGAAAAUAUAA
Nannospalax galili (Upper Galilee mountains blind mole rat) is the source of this 960-nucleotide messenger RNA. Its product is annotated as olfactory receptor 11H7-like. The record is from RefSeq and is a predicted model, not a curated record. Gene Ontology annotation, biological process: G protein-coupled receptor signaling pathway. The coding region runs from base 1 to 960 and encodes 319 amino acids. Gene Ontology annotation, cellular component: membrane. Gene Ontology annotation, molecular function: G protein-coupled receptor activity; olfactory receptor activity. NCBI's taxonomy places the organism in Eukaryota, Metazoa, Chordata, Mammalia, Rodentia, Spalacidae. The transcript has a single exon.